UUGAGCGUUUGCCUAAACACUAAAAGGUGUUUGCAGAUUUCAUUUACUAAUUAAGAACAUGGAACGUGUUUUCAGGUCUGCUAAAGGAGCUGGUAGUCUGAGGUCAUUGACGCACGGCCGCUCUCUGAUACCACUUUGGGAACUCUUCCUUCUCCUGGAAAGCACUCGCUCUGCAAGUACUCCGUUUCAGAGCCCAGUUUCCACUGAGGCGGUCACGUGGCCUCUUCACCACUAGGUGGCGCCGGGCAGAGCCGCGCCUCCACGAGUGCUCGCUCUCCCAGAAUACCUCUCUCCAGUGACGUCGCCCCGGAAGGUGUCGCCGGCGGCCGGCUGGCCGGGGACCCUGACAGGAACCGGGGCUGUGGAGUGCAGUCAGCCGUCGGCCCGACCCCGCCGUGGCUGCGGGCCGAGGGCCGGCGGAAAGGACACCAGAUGAGUCCGCGACACUGCCUGUGUCUGAUCUGGUCCUGACCGGCAGCAGCUCUCGGCAUUUGUAAGUGUUGGGGGGCCUGAAGGUCCCGGCACCGCCCUUUCUGAGGCAGCCAGAGGCCCCUUGACUGUGCAAUGAAGGCAGCAGUGUUUCUCAGAAGCAUCGCAGGAAGGGUCUAGUUUGGAGUGUAUGUUGGCGGCAGGGAGGGAACAAACAGCUGCCCCAGCCUUGUAGUUGGGAGCCCGACCCCCUGCUUGACUUCCUGAAUAGCAGCCCAGAUUUUUUCGCUCCAGGACGCAGCUUAACGCACCCUUCCCCAACUCUGAAGCUCCCAUAUUGGAAGUAGAAAGAGGGCAGUCAUCUGAGGGAGCCACCUGGUCAUUGCAGCCAUGCAGGCAGAGACUGUGUCCCCGAGCCAGGCGACCCCAGCUGGGUCCAGCUGUAACCUUAAUAACCUGUUGGGUAGCCAGAAGCUGAUGGCUGUGGGGGUUGUGCUCGGCUGGCUCCUGGUCAUCCACCUUCUGGUCAAUGUGUGGCUUCUGUGCCUUCUGUCUGCAUUGCUAGUGGUGCUGGGAGGAUGGCUGGGCUCAAACGCCAUUGUGGGUGCUACAGGCCGACUGCACCUGGAACGCUUUGUCCCAAUUGCCACCUGCCCUCCAAACCCUGAGGCAGAGAGGCAGCUGGAACAGGAGAUCAACCGCACCAUCCAGAUGAUUAUCCGUGACUUUGUGUCAUCCUGGUAUCGCUUAGUGAGCCAAGAUCCAGCCUUUGAGGAAGAAAUGGAGGCAGCCAUGAAGGGGUUGGUUCAGGAGCUCCGGAAGAGGAUGGGCAUGGUGGACAGGCAUGCUCUUGCUCACAGAGUCCUGACUCUCUGUGGUUGUCACCUGCAGAGCUAUAUUCAAGCAAAGGCAGCCACUGCAGCGAAGCAGAAUGGUCCAAUUGAGCCCUCCCAGCUCUGGGAGGCUUACUGCCAGGCUACUGCCCCACAUCCUGCUGUGCAGAGCCCCAGCGCUGAGGUCACCUAUAUGCGUGACAUUGUGGAUGUGUUGCUUCAAGGACUAGUGCCUAAGCCUCACUUGGAAACCCGGACUGGACGCCAUGUAGUAGUUGAACUCAUUACUUGCAAUGUAAUCUUACCACUGAUUGGCAAGCUGUCUGAUCCUGACUGGAUCCACCUUGUCCUUGUAGGCAUCUUUUCCAAGGCCAGAGAUGAUCCAGCAGAAGAGUUGGAACCACUCUGCCUAGCCAGUGCCCUGGAACAGCCCUCAGUGCCCACAUCUCUGCCACUGAUUGUUGAAGUAGACAGUCUGCCAGAAUUAAGAGCUGCUUCUCCAGUAGCAGCUCCAGCACUGCUAUACUGUAGUGAGCCAGAGGGGCCUUCAGGCCCCACCCCAGAGGUUGAAGAAGGCCAUGAAGCUGUAGAAGGAGAUUCAAGUGGCAUUCCAGAAGAAAGAAAAGUAGGAAGCAACUCAUCUCGUUUUCUACAGCCAGAUACUCGAGGCCCCCUGUUCUUAUGUGAAGACUCAGAGCUAGAGUCUCCACUCUCUGAACUGGGGAAAGAAACCAUCAUGCUCAUGACCCCAGGCAGCUUACUCUCUGACAGGAUCCGAGAUGCCUUGUGUGCACUAGGGGGCUCCCAGGCUCUGGAAGCUAAGGAUGGUGAGGGAUUGGAAGGAAUUGAAGGAGCAGAGGGUGAAGAGGAUCCAGGGACAGAAACAGAGACACGCCUGCUGGUCUCCAUGCUGAACACCUGCCCAGAGAUCCAGAUUGACGCAGCAGACAAGCCAGUAGAGCAAGGAGAUGCCGCUUCUCUUACAGCUUUCCCAGAGGGGCCAGAAAUGACCUGCCCCCCACGCCCUUCAUGCUUAGAGAAGGAUCUCACAAAUGGUGUGAGCUCCCUUGAUCCUAGUCUACCACAGGUUCUGCUUUCCUCCUCUCCGCCCAACUCUCUCAGCUCAGCCACCUUCAGCUUUGAGUCCCUCGGCAGUCCAGAUGGCCCAGUAGUCAUCCAGAACCUUCGUAUCACUGGCACCAUUACUGCCCGGGAGCACAGUGGCACUGGAUUCCACCCAUACACACUCUACACUGUGAAGUAUGAGACAUCCCUUGAUGGUGAGAACGCCAGUGGCCUGCAGCAGUUGGCCUACCACACUGUGAAUCGCCGCUACCGAGAGUUCUUGAAUCUGCAGACCCGGCUGGAGGAGAAACCAGAUCUACGAAAGUUCAUCAAAAACGUGAAAGGGCCUAAAAAGCUCUUUCCAGAUCUCCCCUUUGGAAACAUGGAUAGUGACAGAGUAGAAGCCCGUAAGAGCCUUCUGGAAUCAUUCCUAAAGCAACUGUGUGCCAUUCCUGAGAUCGCCAACAGUGAGGAGAUGCAGGAGUUCCUCGCUCUCAAUACAGAUGCUCGUAUUGCCUUUGUCAAGAAACCUUUUAUGGUCUCCAGAAUAGACAAGAUGGUGGUGAGUGCUAUCAUGGAUACCUUGAAGACAGCGUUUCCUCGCUCUGAGCCCCAGAGCCCCACAGAGGAGCUGAGUGAGGCCGAGACAGAAAGCAAGCCCCAAACAGAAGGCAAGAAGGCCAACAAGACCCCAGAUGAUCCCUGGAAACACUCAUGGCCAACAUGUGGAAGGGCACUAAACAUACUUACCCUUGCUGAAAACUUCAUCAGAAUACAGACCGUGAUGAGGAGAGAAAAGAGAGAAAGAGUGUCCAGACUGAGGUUCUCAUCCAGUAAAAUUGCUCCUGCAUUGAGUAUGACUGAAGUACAUGAGAAGGUCCUCUAUUGUCUCCAAGAAGGCAAUAUGGAAUCAGAGAUCCUGUCCCUGUCUGGAAUGGAAUCCUUUAUUAAAAAACAGAGUAAGUUAUUAGAAAUGCAGCCAGAGGAAGCUCCAGAAACAGAUCCUGAACAAAUCCACAAAGGAUGUGUGGAUGGUUGCUUGUCAGACGCAUCUGUGCCAGCCCAUGAUCUCAGCAACAGUGAUCCAGGGACAGAGACAGAGUUAGCUGACACAGCCCUGAAUCUGCUUCUCUUGCUGCUCAUGGAACAGUGGAGAUGGCUAUGUACUGAAAACGUGAAGAAAGUUCUUCAUCUGGUCUUCGGAACCCUAAUUCAGAGAUGGCUGGAGGUACAGGUCGCUAAUCUGACAUGUCCACAGCACUGGGUGCAGUACCUCCGGCUUCUCCAGGAGUCCAUCUGGCCUGGGGGACUCUUGCCUGAGUCACCGCGGCCUGUAAGGACCCAAGAGCAGAAGGUGGCUGCUGAGAAACAGGCGUUGCAGAGCUUGAUGGGAGUCCUGCCAGAUAUUGUAGUAGAAAUCCUUGGAGUGAACAAAUGCCGGCUGAGCUGGGGUCUAGUCUUAGAGUCACUGCAGCAGCCCCUCAUCAACAGGCAUUUGAUUUACUGCCUUUGGGACAUUAUCCUGGAAUUCUUGGAUCUCAGAGCCUCAGUUGAGGAGUCUACCACAGCCACCUCUGCCUCGGAUACUCCAGGCAGCCCCAAGAGGAUGGGUGUCUCCCCUCAACUAUAGGCCAUGCACUUCUCAAAGGUCAGGAAAGGAGAGUUGUCUAGCCCCCCAGGGACCAGUCAGGAAGCCCAUGCCCCUGGGACUAGGCUAGGUCAGAAGGCCUAGGGUCGCAGCGGCACAGCUCUCCCCCGGUUCUCCUCCAUUUGUAGCAGGGGACAGGCAGGAUAUGUGGACCAAUACAUGCAUACCCAUUUCCAUAUCUUUUCUGUGGUGUUCGGAUUGUUGCUGGUGGGUAGAUCCUGAAUCCUUAGGAGAAGGAAGCUGUGAGGAAGAGGAAUCAGCCCCUGUUUGCCUCUCCCUUCACCCUCCUCCAUAAAAUUGUUGUUUGCCUAUAGCCUGGCCCCAUGUACACACAAGAUCUAGAUAGAAGAGGAGGAAACUGUAGCCAGAUUUUCUUUGAGGAAAAGACAGUCUUCUGAGCCCUCUGUUCGCAGCAGGACACUGAAAUGCACUCAGGCCCACUGUUGAAGGCCAGAUCUCCGGGUCCUACCUGGUUUCCCAACAAUUCCAGGAGAAGCGGUGGGGGGGUGGGGGGACAGAUUUCUCAAGGGACUUCUCACUUGUUGGCUGUUUUCCAACACAUCAGCCUAUGGAAGAUGUCAUGAAGGUUGGCUACCUAGUAGGUACACUUUCUUGUCCUGAAGCCUUCAAAUCAGACUGCCCAGGCUUCUGGUAAACCCACCCACCCUUCACACCCUUGCUGAAGGGAGUGGCACCACAGAUUUUGUUUAUUUUCUUCCUUUGAGCAGUUGAGAUUUUGCCUUUAUGACCUUCUCUCUAUCUUCUGGCAACAAAAUUGCAUGGCAAGUUGCAUAGUCAACCUCCACCCUUCCACAAAGAGAAGAAACACUUGUUCCACAAGUGAGAAUGCCCAAAGAGUAGGAGGACCUGGGGGACUGAGGUGGUCUCUGUUCACAAGUCCCUGACAGGAACUCUGUACUCUGAACAAAUAACGCUAGCAAACGUGCAGGGGAUUAGUUAACCACGAAAAGCUUUUUGCGCCCUGUUUCUUAAGGAUCUAGUUAACCUUCAGAGUCAGUGAUGAAGCCAAAGGUGCUGGGUCAGGCUGCACUGUCUA
Messenger RNA from Trichechus manatus latirostris (Florida manatee), 5032 nucleotides. RefSeq names its product sorting nexin 19 (gene SNX19). Gene Ontology annotation, molecular function: phosphatidylinositol binding. Gene Ontology annotation, cellular component: intracellular membrane-bounded organelle. The transcript is spliced from 12 exons. The record is from RefSeq and is a predicted model, not a curated record. NCBI's taxonomy places the organism in Eukaryota, Metazoa, Chordata, Mammalia, Sirenia, Trichechidae. The coding region runs from base 820 to 3957 and encodes 1045 amino acids.